GCUGGUACAAAGCUAGCAGUCCACAGUAAAACCCAGUGACUUUUAUUUUGAAGCUCAGUUCUGUCUUUGGCGCUCAUGGCUUCACAUGCGCGAGGAGAAGGGCGCAAAAUUUCCCGGGAUAUUUGGGGCCUAGAAAUAAACAACUGACUGUCAUAUGCUGCUCUUGAACCUGAGAGAGAGAAACCUCACACAGUGACGUGUAGAGAUGCCGCCUGUGUCUGGUCUGGACUCGAGUCCGGUUGAAGAAAGCUCCGGGGGUCUUAAACGUUCAGACUGCCUUUGUCCAGUCUGUCUGGACAUAUUCCUGGAGCCCGUCACUUUACCCUGCAUGCACACCUUCUGCAAACCCUGCUUUCUGGAAACCGUGGACAAAUCCAACAUAUGCUGCCCGCUCUGCCGAAAACGUGUGUCCACUUGGGCGCGACUCCACAGCCGCAACAAGACCUUGGUGAACAUGGAGCUGUGGAGACGCAUACAGGACGCUUUUCCCACUCAGUGUGAGCGGAGACUGCAGGGGAUCGAGGACGACGAUGAUGCUGUAACGAUUCCGAGACCUCGCGUGUGUCAGCCAGGAGAGCUGAGGAAAGAGUAUGAGGAUCAGAUCAGUAAGUUGGUGGAGGAGAAGCGAGCUCUAGAGGAAGCUGAGAGGAGGGCCAGUGAGGAGUACAUCCAGCGGCUCCUGGCUGAGGAGGAGGAGCGUACGGCGGAGGAGAGGAGGAGACAGGAGGAGCAGCAGCUGGAGAACGAUGAGAAACUGGCCAGACUGCUGAGCCAAGAGCUGAAUUCAGGACCAAUCUCUGAAACAUCCUGGACCACCAAACCUGCUGAUAAAACACCAGCGAAGAAGACAAAACCAAACAUGGGCGACAUUGAGAAGUUUUUACGUCCAGCGCCUCAUAAACAGCCAAGCAGUUCUGACAGCAGCCCAGACUCCUCUCUGAUGGCUAAUAAGGAGAACAUUCUGAGCCCUCCAAAAGCCCUCUCAGCACGAUCUGUGGAGGACACAAGCAAACUGAGCACACCUGUGCUGGACUACAGCGGGAAACCCUCCACCUCCAGCUCCAGCGGCCCACAACACACUUUUGUUUUUAACAGUCCGAACAGCAGUUCACUGAAAAGAAAGAGUUCAGAGGUGAAGCUUCAGACUGAAGUGGAUCUGCUCACUAAGAGGCCCUGCGAGUCUCCUUCAGCCGAUGGCGCGUUCCUGUCUGAAGUAGUGUGGAAUGAGGAGGCCUUACGGAGCCGCUGGCAGCAGGAGGAGGAGGACCGCAGACUGGCCAUGCAACUCCAGAAGGAGCUGGACCGCGAAAACUCUGUGGACCGCAGGAAGGGUUCAGCCGAUGGCUAUCCGCUCCGGCAAAAACCCCCUCGCCCUUCCACAAGCACAAACACAGACGAGGAAAACACGAGAAAGAGCGUCAGUGCACGGGCGACUGGGAGGAACAGCGAGAAAACCGAAAAGAGACUGUCUGGAACAGCAGGAACGACCCCUGGGAAGAGCCCUGCGUCUUCUCCUUCUACAACCGUCCCGCCUGCUUUGAAGAAGGGGGCGAAGCAGACCACCCUUACUGAGAUGUUCCCCAACCUGAGCAGCUGAAUGUUGCUCUGCUGCUUUUAUCUGGUUUCUUAUUCAGCCUUCAGACUUGAAGCUCUUGUGAGGUGCUGCGCUGCUACUCAAGGACGUCCUGCAGCCGAUUUCCGUUGUCUUUCGGUUUCUGCUCAUAUGUUGCUAACACUCCUUCAGUGCCUUUCCAGUGAUGAUAUAGUUUCAUUUUAUAGAGCAUUUUUAAAGUUAUGAGUAGUUUAGAGAUUGAAAUGGUGUUAAUGCUGCAGAAGAAUAUCAGUUUAUAAGCGUUUCCAGGCAUUUCACUUUGGUUAAAUAAAAGUUCGGUUUAAAAAAGAAAAAAAA
Carassius carassius (crucian carp) is the source of this 1909-nucleotide messenger RNA. RefSeq names its product E3 ubiquitin-protein ligase rnf168-like. The record is from RefSeq and is a predicted model, not a curated record. The transcript is spliced from 7 exons. Gene Ontology annotation, cellular component: nucleus; site of double-strand break. Gene Ontology annotation, molecular function: nucleosome binding; ubiquitin-protein transferase activity. Gene Ontology annotation, biological process: protein ubiquitination; double-strand break repair. Bases 206 to 1597 code for a protein of 463 amino acids. Lineage: Eukaryota; Metazoa; Chordata; Actinopteri; Cypriniformes; Cyprinidae.